Suillus subaureus is the source of this 1497-nucleotide messenger RNA. RefSeq lists its product as uncharacterized. The transcript is spliced from 8 exons. Lineage: Eukaryota; Fungi; Basidiomycota; Agaricomycetes; Boletales; Suillaceae. The coding region runs from base 1 to 1497 and encodes 498 amino acids. The record is from RefSeq and is a predicted model, not a curated record.
AUGCAAGUGCAACACAAAAGGCUUGGUACACAAGCAGGGCCUGUUCCAUGCAGAUUCACAGUCCCACUUCAUGAACCCUCUGCACCACUAUCUCCUGAUGUUCAAUUUCGUGAUCCUGUUCAAACAUCCAACUGUGCUGUUGAGCAAGAGAUGCUUGACCACAGUGUAUUAACAGGUGAAGAUUUGGACCUCAUGGUCUACAGCAGUGACUUGCCAAACCUUGGACCAAAUUUUCACAGCCCUGAAGCAUUGCUUGCAGCAGUGGAUCAUUUUUCCAAAUAUAAUGCUGGUACAGAGGCUGGUGCACAUCUCUUGACAGCACAUACUGCCCAUUACCUACCCCCUGAUCCAGAGCAGUGCACUGAACAGGCUGAUGACAACAUCAUCAAAGAGGAGCUGCUUGAUGUGGAUGCAGAAUUUGAGGACUUACAGGGUUAUGAAGAUCCUGGCAAUGCUGAACCUGAAAAUGUGCUUGUAACAACUGGACAAACAAAUGAAGAUGACCUGGAUCCUUUCAUUACUGAUGAUGUCUUUAUGAAGUGUGGCAAUGACCACUCAACAAAAACACCAAUUGUCAAAUAUCCAUACCUUUCCCUCUCCAAACAGAUCAAGUCUAUGCUGAAAAUACCAGGCCUCAAGGCCAUUCUUGAUGAUUGGCAUUCAAAACCCCAAUCAGUUGGCACAUAUACAGACAUCUUCAAUGCUGACAUGUGUUGCAAAAAGCUCAAAGAUCCUAACAGGCACCUUUUCUUCUCAAACAGUCCUGGUGAGAAAAGUGGACUGAAUGGUUCUCAUAUAUCCAGAGUAACAUUACCUCAUCUCAUUCAUCAUGUCCAACUUCAUUUUCAAUAUGUAAUCUCCCCCUGGAGUACUGGGCAUCUAGUUCACAUGAUCCUUGUUGCAGUCAUAUGUGAUGAACCUGCAGCUCAUAAGAUUGGAGGUUUUGCAUCCCACUUGCACACCUGUUUCUGUAUGACAUGUUGGAUCAUGACCUCCAACAAAGACAAACCCAGCGCAUUCCAACCAGGGGAUCAUUAUAGAUCCAAUGCACAAUCUUUUCUUAGCUCCUGUGGCAAGCUACCCACUGACAUUGGCAUGCUGCCUGGAGGUUCACUUACAGUGGACCAAUGGCUACUACUUUCUACUAUUCCUCAACUCUGGAGCACUUGUCUUCUAACUGAUGCCAGCAGCAAGGUUUUAAACCAGCACCUCGAUGUUAUUCAGAUACUGGAAACACAGAAACAGGUAGCAGCAUCACAUAAGGCUGACAACAGGAAAUCACUUGCCAAAGUGAAGAAACAAGGCACAGAUGCCUAUGCCCUGCAGAAAGCUCAAAUUGCACAGGAAAAGCUUGUGCUGGCUAAAGCAAAGAAGACAGCCAAACUCAAGGCAGCUGCAGCCAUGGAAGCAGAGAAGCUCAGGUUAGUGGCUAAAAAGAAAGCAUGCACUGCUUGGAAGGUACCAACUUUAGUGCUCAAAACUGUUGACAUAUGGUAA